Lichtheimia ornata is the source of this 2526-nucleotide messenger RNA. Its product is annotated as ATP-dependent chaperone ClpB. Lineage: Eukaryota; Fungi; Mucoromycota; Mucoromycetes; Mucorales; Lichtheimiaceae. Gene Ontology annotation, cellular component: mitochondrial matrix; cytoplasm. Gene Ontology annotation, biological process: cellular response to heat. Bases 1 to 2526 code for a protein of 841 amino acids. The transcript is spliced from 25 exons. The record is from RefSeq and is a predicted model, not a curated record. Gene Ontology annotation, molecular function: ATP binding; ATP hydrolysis activity.
AUGCUACGACGUGCUCUUCCUUCUCAUUACCCGAGAACAUUGCUCACUCGGCGCUCUGCUAAUGCCGGCUUAAUUGCAAGAUCGGCUCGCGUUGUCGCGGUGCAACAAUUGCGACCCAGACUUACAGCCGCUGCUGCUGUGUAUACCGCCAAGCGAUUCUACAAUGGUGGAGGAAUGCCGCCUGGUGGUUUUCGUAUGGCACCCAACCAGGAGCAAGAACAACCCAAAGCUCUCGAACAAUUUGGUAUAGAUCUUACAUCAAUGGCUGAAAAGGGCAAACUUGAUCCCGUCAUCGGCCGUGAUGAAGAAAUCCGACGUACCAUUGAAGGUAAUAUACCAAACGAUAUACUUGAUUUUGUGUUGGCACGCCGAACCAAAAACAACCCCGUAUUGAUCGGUGAAGCGGGUGUGGGUAAAACAGCCAUUGCAGAGGGUCUUGCACAACGCAUUGUUGCCAAUGAGGUCCCCGAAUCUAUUCAAGGAAGACGAGUCAUUGCUUUGGAUCUUGGAGGUCUCGUUGCAGGUGCCAAAUACCGGGGUGAAUUCGAAGAUCGUUUAAAGGGCGUCUUGAAAGAAGUGACCGAAGCAGAGGGCAAGAUUAUCCUUUUCAUUGAUGAAAUCCACAAUCUUUUGGGUCUUGGCAAAUCGGAAGGUGCAAUGGAUGCUGGAAAUCUCUUAAAGCCUGCAUUGGCACGUGGCCAGUUGCGUUGUGUUGGUGCGACAACCAUUGACGAAUACCGAAAGGCAUGUGAAAUUUACAUCAUGUCCGACCCUGCAUUGGCGCGACGUUUCCAAUCGGUCAUGGUUGAGGAACCAACUGUUCAAGACACUAUCUCCAUUUUGCGUGGAUUGAGAGAACGUUACGAGGUGCAUCAUGGUGUCCAGAUUGCGGAUUCAGCACUUGUAUCAGCUGCAAUUCAAUCCCAUCGAUAUAUCUCUGAUAGAUUCCUUCCUGAUAAGGCGAUUGAUCUUGUGGAUGAAGCAUGUUCAAAGUUACGACUUCAGCAAGAAAGCAAACCUGAAGCACUUGAGAAUCUCGAUCGUCAAAUCAUGACCAUGCAAAUUGAAUUGGAAUCGUUACGCAAGGAAUCGGAUAUUCUCUCGGUGGAGCGCCGUGAAAAGCUGCAAUCUGAGCUCGAGCAAAAGCAAAAGGAGAGCGAACGCUUAUCAGGCAUUUGGAAUGAAGAAAGACAAAAGAUUGAUGAGAUCAAGAAGAUUAAGGAGGAUUUGAACCAAGCACGCGUGGAGCUCGAGUCGGCCCAAAGAGCUGGUAAUUUUUCACGUGCUUCCGAAUUACGUUAUGGUGUGAUCCCCAAUCUGCAAAAGAAGUUGCCCAAGGAGAAUACCGAGGAGGAUACUUCAGAGUCCUUGGUGCAUGAACGUGUUACUUCGGAUGAUAUCGCUCGUGUGGUCUCUCGUAUGACAGGUAUUCCUGUUAGGAAUCUCAUGCGAGGCGAACGCGAAAAGUUGCUUCAUAUGGAAGAUGUCUUGAGUAAACGUGUGGUGGGACAAGAUGAAGCUAUCACGGCUGUCUCUGAAGCCGUGCGCCUCAGCCGUGCUGGUUUACAGAAUCCUUCUCGACCAAUCGCAUCGUUCCUAUUCCUUGGACCGACAGGUGUUGGCAAGACCGAGCUAUGCAAGACGAUUGCUCAAUUCUUAUUUGAUACUGAAAAUGCCAUUGUACGCAUCGACAUGUCGGAAUACAUGGAGAAGUUUUCUGUCAGCAGACUCAUUGGUGCACCUCCUGGAUAUGUUGGUUAUGACGAUGGGGGUGGCGAAUUAACAGAGUCUGUUCGACGUCGACCUUACGCAGUGGUACUUCUCGAUGAAAUGGAAAAGGCACACAAAGAUGUGUAUAAUAUUUUACUCCAAGUGCUCGACGAUGGUGUCUUGACCGACAGCAAGGGACGCAAGAUCGAUUUCAAGAACACCAUCAUCAUCAUGACGUCCAAUUUGGGUGCUGAAGCAUUGGUCACUGAUAAGAGCGAUAAUGGAAACGUGAGCAAGCAAGCCAAGAAUAUGGUGAUGGAUGCUGUACGCCACAAUUUCUCUCCUGAGUUUAUCAACCGUGUGGACGAAAUGGUGGUAUUCAAUCGACUUUCUCGCAAUGCAUUGCGUGAGAUUGUGGAUGUGCGUCUCAACGAGGUUGAAGGCCGUGUCAGUGAUCGACGUAUCAAAUUGGAUGUGGAUUUGGAAGCAAGAGACUGGCUUGGUGAACGUGGCUAUGACCCCGCCUAUGGCGCACGACCCCUGAAUCGCCUCAUCCAAAAGAAAUUACUCAACCCAUUAGCACGCUUGUUGAUUGAUGGUGGUGUGCGUACGGGCGAAGACGCCAAAGUCCGAGUUACCAAACUUGCAUCAGGCGAAACGGAUCUUGAAGUUGUGCGUAAUCAUGAACCUGGUUUAGCCGCUGAUGAGCAAGAAAACGAAGAUGCCAAUAUGGCGCCUGUUGGUGACGAGGAAGAAGUAUUGCAAGAAGAAAAGGAAUCCGAGGACAAGAAGAAUAAUGAGCAACAACAACAAUAA